AUGCUGGCUUACUUAACCUGUUUUGUUGUAGGGAGGUUUGGUAACCAAGCUGACCACUUCCUGGGAGCGCUGGAUUUUGCUAAGGGCCUGGACAGAACUUUGGUGCUUCCACCAUGGAUCCAGUACAGGCACAGAAUACCUCCGUACACAAAUCUCCAUGUGCCGUACUCAGACUGGUUCCAGGUGGAACCGCUGCAGGAGUUCCACCGUGUCCUUCCCAUGGAGGACUUCAUGCAGCAGCUGGCACCAGAACACUGGCCUCCAGAGCACCGCAAGAGCUUCUGCUUCACCAUGGCUGCACAGAGGUCUGCAGACAAGAAAACCUGUCCUGCUAAGGAGGGAAACCCAUUUGGUCCGUUCUGGGACAACUUUGAUAUAAACUUUGUGGGCUCAGAGCUAUAUGACGGGCUGUCCUACAACACCCAGGACAGAGGCAUGGUGGACAAGUGGCAGAAAAGAUAUCCGCCGGACCAGUACCCCGUGCUCGCCUUCAUGGGUGCCCCGGCCAACUUCCCCGUCCUCCCACACAACAUCCACCUCCACCGCUACAUGCACUGGUCCGACAAGAUGAUGACUGAGGUCAACAAGGUCAUUGACCAGAGCCUAUCACGACCGUUUGCUGGGAUUCAUCUCCGUAAUGGAAUGGAUUGGAAGUCAGCCUGCGAGCAUGUGGAUGAGGGCAGGCCACACCUGUUUGCGUCGGGUCAGUGUGUCGGGUACGACCGCAGGACUGCCAAGAGUCUGACCAAAGAAAUGUGUCUUCCCUCCAAGAAAGAGGUGCUUAAGGCUGUAAGAAAAGCAGUUAAAAAGGUGAAAGCCAAGUCUAUAUUUGUGGCAACAGACAAUGACCCCAUGUUACCUGAUCUAAGGAGGAAUUCAACCAAUUGACAGUGUUCCACCUGAAUCCGGAGGUUCCCCAGCUUGACCUGGCGAUACUCGGCCAGGCUGACCACUUUGUCGGAAACUGUGUCUCCACCUUCACUGCCUUCGUCACUCGUGAGAGGAAAGCUGCCAAUAAACCCACCACAUUUUUUGCAAACAACAACAAAAAGAAGAAAGACGAGCUUUGACCUGUCGAGAGUAGAGCCUGUAUUCAAUAUUGACCAACUUUAUGGAGUAGUUUUGUACUUCAGCACAUGAUGAUCUAGAUUGGCAUGAUAUUAGAUAGAACAGGUGCCUAACUAAGUAACACAUAAUGUUUGGAAGGAAUG
Messenger RNA from Branchiostoma belcheri (Belcher's lancelet), 1211 nucleotides. Its product is annotated as GDP-fucose protein O-fucosyltransferase 1-like. Bases 1 to 888 code for a protein of 295 amino acids. Gene Ontology annotation, cellular component: endoplasmic reticulum. The record is from RefSeq and is a predicted model, not a curated record. Gene Ontology annotation, molecular function: peptide-O-fucosyltransferase activity. Lineage: Eukaryota; Metazoa; Chordata; Leptocardii; Amphioxiformes; Branchiostomatidae. The transcript has 7 exons. Gene Ontology annotation, biological process: protein O-linked glycosylation via fucose; Notch signaling pathway; regulation of Notch signaling pathway.